CCCGCAACUGAACCGUAAGUGUGGCCGCAUUUCCACACUGCUUCGACUCCUAGUGUGUUCGUGGAACUAAAUUAUGAGUUUUAAGAUUGAUUCGAGGCAAAGAUGCAAUGGAGGUCAGUGGUAGUUGGGCUGGUCGUACUAAAACUGUCUCUAAACUGUGUCUUGUGGCUGGCCUUUGGACUUGGACGUAAUGUAAGCUGGGGGUUCAACUUCCCUCUCAAUUUUAAAUUGCACAAAUUAGAUUUAAGUUUGUUCCACGAUGGGAAAGAGGCGGCUGCCAAGCCCGACGCGUGGUCUCAGCGGACACACGACUACAGGUACGGAGAGUUACAGACGCCCUCCCCCAAGAUCGGAGAAGAGUCGCCUCAGAGAUCCUACAUGAGCCUUUUCGAUGGCAACAGGGACGAGUACGUCAGAAAGUACGGCUCCUUCCCAGACACGCUCAAAGCCAAGAUGAAGGACAUGGCCAAGGAGAUGUUUUACUUUGGGUAUGACAAUUACAUGAAAUACGCCUUUCCCGAGGACGAGUUGAACCCCAUUGACUGUGAGGGGAGGGGACCAGACAUUCUCAACCCGUCUAACAUCAACAUAAACGAUGUCUUGGGGAACUACUCUCUGACACUCAUUGACACAUUGGACACCUUACUGGUGCUCGGCAACGUCACAGAAUUCCACAGAGCUGUCAAGCUUGUCAUAGAUACAGUAUCUUUUGACAAGGACUCUACUGUGCAAGUGUUUGAGGCUAACAUCAGGAUCUUGGGAAGCCUUAUCUCCGCUCAUAUUCUGCUGACUGACCCAAAACAUCCCUUCGGCAAGGUGGGCCUGGAGGGCUAUGACAAUGAACUGCUUCACUUGGCUCAUGACCUGGCUGUGCGCCUGCUGCCUGCCUUUGAGAACACCAGCACUGGCAUUCCUUACCCCAGGGUCAACCUGAAAACUGGAGUCCCUCCUGAUAGCAUCAAUGAGACUUGCACAGCGGGAGCCGGCUCACUCCUGGUGGAGUUUGGGGUUUUAAGCCGUCUCAUUGGCGAUUCCACGUUUGAGUGGGUGGCCAGGCGGGCUGUCCGAGCACUGUGGAACCUAAGGAGCAAUGAAACUGGCCUGUUAGGAAAUGUAGUGAAUAUCCAAACGGGCCAGUGGGUUGGCAAGCAGAGUGGUCUAGGAGCUGGUAUGGACUCCUUCUAUGAGUACCUACUCAAGUCCUACAUCCUUUUUGGUGAGAAAGAGGACUACAAGAUGUUCCAAGCUGCUUAUGAGAGCAUACAGAACCACUUGAGAAGAGGGAGAGAGUCGUGUAAUGAAGGAGAGGGUGACCCACCUCUCUAUGUUAAUGUGAAUAUGUUCAAUGGCCAAAUCAUGAACACUUGGAUUGACUCCCUGCAGGCCUUCUUCCCAGGGCUCCAGGUGCUGAAUGGAGAUAUAGAGAAUGCCAUUUGCCUCCAUGCCUUCUACUAUGCCAUCUGGAAGCGUUUUGGAGCUUUGCCAGAGAGAUACAACUGGCAGUUACAGGCUCCUGAUGUGCUCUUCUACCCCCUAAGGCCCGAACUGGUGGAGUCAACCUAUUUGUUGUAUCAGGCAACCAAGAAUCCUUUUUAUUUGCAUGUAGGCAUGGAUAUUCUUCAGAGCCUCGAGAAAAAUGCCAAAGUCAGAUGCGGGUAUGCCACUCUCCACCAUGUUGUGGACAAGUCCAAAGAGGAUCGGAUGGAGAGCUUCUUCCUCAGUGAGACCUGCAAAUACCUUUUCCUGCUGUUUGAUGAUGACAACCCACUGCACAAAUCUGAGAAUAAGUACAUCUUCACUACGGAGGGCCACAUUGUGCCUAUAGACAAGCGCUUCAGGGAGAAACAAUGGAAUGACCUAUUUCCUUGUGAGGAGGGAGUGCUGGCAGAAAAGGAGCCAAACAGGUGGCAUGCUAGCAACAUCACUAACUGUGACAGGAUCCCAGAGGAGCGUCGGUAUGCUCUGCCACUCAAGAGUGUCUACAUGAGACAGAUAGAUCAUAUGGUGGGACUGUUUUGAGAAAGAGGAUGUUGAGGCUGAUGAGCAGGUCUUCAGUAUACUCCCUGUGUCAGUCCUGAUGCGGUGAGGUGAGAAGGUGUCCACUGCUGGUCCAGCUCUUCUACAGACCUGGUUACAAACUUCCAGCACUCAUGUAAACCUGAAAGAAAAAUUGGAUUAUUCACCAUAUUUAUUAAAGGUUUACUAUCUUGAUCUACGGAGAUGAAGCAUCUGCUGCACAAAGAUGAAAAAUUAACUUUUGUGCAGGAAAUUGUGGAAAUGACCUAUUUAGAUGGUGAAUUUUUGAGCGUUUGAAUAUGAUUUUAAAAUGACUGGGAUGUAGUUUUUUGUUUUUUUUGUUUUUUUUCAAGAGAAACAACAGCUGUUCAGGAGCUGGUUAUGGUGUGCGCGUGCAUAUACAGUAUGUGUGUUUCGUGUGACUGUGUUUCCAACCUACAGCUGAGCUGUGAACAAUAAUAACAUGGCAGGGGGACUGGUGUCAUUCCACCACACACACAGUAUGUAAAAUAAUAUGAAUAAUUACAAUCUUCACUGCUUAACACAAUUUCACCUAACAUGACUAUCAGUGCCUCGGUGCAGUUGAUUCUCCCAGCUAUUACUCACAGCGCUCUUUUUAUAACGACAGGUGGUAACUAACGUUGUUCUUGUGACGUGAUAUUUAUAAUAUGUACGAGACCGUGCCUCAAGGAACCUUUUUGUAUUCUGUAACUCUUUGUAGACCGGAGGUCGGUUUCCCAAAAUAUCCCCAUUCAAGGUAAUUUUAUCUUCGCCGCAUUUAGAAAGAGAACGUCUCAUGCCUCCCCGAACGCAAAACUACGAUUUGUUUUUCUUUCCACGUUUAAUCUGGUCUCGUGGAUAGACGAGGCUCAGCGCUUUCGGUUUUUACCGAUUUUCACCGAAAAACAUCCAGAUUUUCAAACUGAUUUUCACCUGCAUUUUAUGUUUCCACAGAGCCAAAAGUUGUUCCUGUUCGUGUGAGGUUAUGUAACACUGUUCUCUUGUGGUGAAAUUCGGCAUGCCGGAUGGCUUUGAAAAAUAAAAAACCGAAAACGCUGAGCCUUGUGGAUAGACGAAGACCUCCCUUUGUCGAUUGUGGAGUUAUUUAUGUCUUGCACUUGCGUGUCUGAUUGUCAUCAAGUGCAACAGAACAGAGCGUCUCCGGCGACACCCGGUCUGGGGGGAACCUCCCGUGGGUGUUUCCGAGCGGAGGAGCGGCAGAAUACUUUUUACACGUCGAGAUGCUUCCAAGCUUGUUGGCUGCCAAACCCCGUUUGCAAUCAUACUUCGGAUCCAACAGAGUAAAAAAAGAAAAAACCAGGAAUGCAUGUUUCUCUCAGGCCUCGUGAGUCCAGAUCUGUGUGCCACGGCCGUGUGAGAGGGAGCCUUUAGGAUGACACAGGCUAUUUAAAGUGCCUUAACCAUUUCGGUACUGCAGGAUAUGAUGUAGUGCAUACUCAGUGUGCAUUACGUGUUAUUUCUUGAUUAUAUUGCACAAUGGGAAUCAUUCCACAUAGUGUGUACAGUAUUUACUCUGACUAUACCACGAAGCUCGUUGUUUAAAGACAUGACAGAACAAGCCAUAAAGAUUCAUAUGUUGUUUUUGUUGUAUGGUUGUAAUGAGAGAGUCCAUGUCUUUAUUGGUAAUAGUCUCUUGUGUGCGUUAUGUAUUUUGAGAGUCAUAUUUUGUUAGUACACAGCUCAUGCUAUGUUGCUAAUGCUGCGUUCACGGAUGCGUUGUUGGUCAACAUGUUUUUUUUUUUUUUUCAUUUGUAAAUUAAAAUCUUGGGUGUACCAGCACCUUUUUUUUGGGGGGGGGGGUCAGUCCAAAUGGCAGUUCUCAUUUGCUUUUCCCCACAUUAUUUUACAUUAUAAUACCUGAAAAUUGUAAUGUGGUGUUAAGAACUCAGGGUAUACAGGAUUUUUUUUUUUUUUGUAAGUGUACACUUUCAUAAACGACUGUCUUGAAAAGUUGUUGCCUGAAUGGUUUUGGGCUGCUUAGGGUUUUCUGUUGGGUUUCCUAGAGCUUAACUGACUAGGGUUGAAGGUGAAGAGCACUGACUUUUGAGUAUUUACAUAUGCAUUUCUCUAAAACAAUUUUUUUUUUAAAGGUGAGCAUCCACAACCCCACCAAUACAUGGACAGACUGAUGAGGAUGAGCUCGUAACGUCGUGGUAAAGUCUUAGACCCCGUUUACGCUCGGUUUUAAAAUGAGUUUUUUUUUUGCGGUUUUGUUGCGAUAGGAUCACAAGUGGACAGCGCUGCAUACAAGUGUAAACAACCACCGAAGCGUUUUGGGAACCAGUUACUCAAACCACUUGCCGAGGUGGUCUGGGACGCAUUUGACCACAUACCUUUUUGUAGUGUAAACACUAAUGUGUCCUGAUGCGUCCCCGACAAGGACGUAACAGGAAAUCUUCUUCGGAGUAACGAAAUAUGAUCACGAGUGGUCAGCAGGAAGCAUUUGGAGACGCAUGGUAGACACAGGUGCAACCGGUGAUGUGUCUCGCCGUCCAUAUCCAUCCAUCCAUCAUCUUAACCGCUUAUCCUACUCUCAGGGUUGCAGGGAUGCUGGAGCCUAUUUCCAGCAGUCAUUGGGUGGCAGGCGGGGAGACACCCUGGACAGGCCGCCAGUCCAUCACAGGGCUCACACACACACAGCCAUUCAUUCCUAGGGAAAAUUUUAGUACGACCAAUUCACCUGACUUACAUGUCUUUGGACUGAGGGAGGAACCCGGCGCCCACGGAGGAAACCCACACAGACACGGGGAGAACAUGCCAACUCCAUACAGAGGAUGACCCGGGACGACCCGCCAAGGUUGGACUACCCCGGGGCUCGAACCCAGGACCUUCUUGCUGUGAGGCGACCGCGCUGACCACUGCGCCGCCGUGCCGCCCCACUUGUGAUCCGAUCGCCCAGAACACAUUUUAAAACCAAGUGUAAACAGGGUCUUAGUGAUGUAACGCUCCAUUGCAUAUGAUGGAUGGAUGAAAUUACUGUGAGAACCUCCGAGGGCUAUUUGUUAACUUGGGCGUGUUGUCCGGGUUCUGCUGAGCAUGGAUCAAGGUUGGAACCACAUGGUGGCGUCAGAAUUGUCACAUAUACAUUCACUUUGGGAGCAAGUUAAUUUCAUUUUUUUUUUUGUAACACUGGCUGAGCUGUUCCCAGCCCAUAGGAAUAACACCAGUGCAUUAUAAACCAGACCGGUCACUCCCCUUCUACCAUUUCCUCUCAGGAUAUCGCAACUUUGAACUAAAUCAGGUGUCGGCUGCAAACGUCUAAGCGUGGAUGUUUGUCUCCUGCUGAUGGAGACAUGUCCUGAGGAGAUUUUAUGAAAAUAAAUGCCAAAUAAUGAACAAGA
Molecule: messenger RNA, 5378 nt
Organism: Lampris incognitus (smalleye Pacific opah)
Lineage: Eukaryota; Metazoa; Chordata; Actinopteri; Lampriformes; Lampridae
Gene: edem1
Product: ER degradation enhancer, mannosidase alpha-like 1
Exons: 12
Coding region: 103-2019 (638 amino acids)
Biological process (GO): mannose trimming involved in glycoprotein ERAD pathway; carbohydrate metabolic process; endoplasmic reticulum mannose trimming
Cellular component (GO): membrane; endoplasmic reticulum
Molecular function (GO): mannosyl-oligosaccharide 1,2-alpha-mannosidase activity; calcium ion binding
Source: RefSeq, a predicted model, not a curated record